This is a messenger RNA of Bactrocera oleae (olive fruit fly), 660 nucleotides long. NCBI's taxonomy places the organism in Eukaryota, Metazoa, Arthropoda, Insecta, Diptera, Tephritidae. The record is from RefSeq and is a predicted model, not a curated record.
AUGGGACAUCGUAUACAAUUUGCCUCUGAAGGCAGUGAUGGUGGUCGUGUGCCACCACGAGGAGCUGGUGCCGUUACCGGUGUCGUUGCAGGUGCUGUUGCAGGGGUAGUUGCAGCUGCGGCUCGGGGAAGGCCUAGUGGCGUUAUGGAAGGCCCAGUGCGUGGCACGUUGGUAGCCGAUCGCACAGUUGGCGUUGGAGUCAUUGGCAUUAAUAUGAAUAUGGAUACGCCAAUGACUCCAACGCCAACUGUGCGAUCGGCUACCAACGUGCCACGCACUGGGCCUUCCAUAACGCCACUAGGCCUUCCCCGAGCCGCAGCUGCAACUACCCCUGCAACAGCACCUGCAACGACACCGGUAACGGCACCAGCUCCUCGUGGUGGCACACGACCACCAUCACUGCCUUCAGAGGUAUGCGACCGUGCUGUGCCAAAUUUGCAGCAGACCACAUCACACGCUACUUCAUCGCAGCUCGAGGCGCGACGUCGGUCGGCCACCUACCCUUCGAAGCCUCGCAACAAGACCUCAACUCGUGCGGUACACCCGUGGAAUGGAACCGCAACAACCUCGUUCCACGGGUCUGAACAGCGAUGUAGCAACGCUACAACAGCUGCAGCGACUACUAGGCUAAUCAUUUGCCUAGGGGGCUGGGAUGGCUAA